This is a messenger RNA of Oncorhynchus masou masou (cherry salmon), 870 nucleotides long. Its product is annotated as neurobeachin-like protein 1. The transcript has 8 exons. Bases 1 to 870 code for a protein of 289 amino acids. The record is from RefSeq and is a predicted model, not a curated record. NCBI's taxonomy places the organism in Eukaryota, Metazoa, Chordata, Actinopteri, Salmoniformes, Salmonidae.
AUGACUUACGGUCAUGUGUGCAGGGACCCAGACUACCUGAAGCUGUGGCUGGAGAUCUUCAUUGGCUCCUAUGAGAGAUGUCUAGAUGUGGACUUUGAGAAGCCACCCUCCAGGUUGGAGGAGGUGCCUCCAGUGAUGACCCUGUUGCCAGACAACAUCCUGCAGGUGUUGCGGCACCAGCUGCUCCAGUGUGUCCAGAAGGCCUCGGACGGGCUGGAGCAGGAGCAGCAGAACCUGGCCCUCCUGCUGGUCAAAUUCCUCAUCGUCAUCUGCAGGAACCUGUCCAAUGUGGAGGAGAUUGGCACCUGCUCCUACAUCAACCAUGUCAUUACCAUGACAACGCUCUACAUCCAGCAGCUGAAGAGUAAGACCAAGGAGAAGGAGAUGGUGGACCAGACUCAGGCCGAGGAGUUUGUCCGCCACUCUCUGGCCUUCUGCGAGAGCCUGUACGACCCCUACCGGAACUGGAGACAUCGCACCUGCGGGGACCAGCGGAGUACAGUGGAGAAGAGCAGACAGAAACACAAAGCAGCUCCUCUCACCGUGGAGUUUGUGCCCUUCUUCUACCAGUGCUUCCAGGAGAGUGAACACCUUAAGGACAGUCUGAAAUGCUGUCUGUUACACCUGUUUGGAGCCAUUGUGGCAGGGGGACAGGUGAGAAUCAAGAUGCACUCUUUUCACCCUACACUAUCCCCUACACUGUCCCCUACACCCUACACCCUACACUUCAUUGGCAGCAGAGAACUGGAAGGAAAGGCAGGCAAAGAAGCGUUGGCUUUGGGGGUGACCAGUGAAAUAUACCUGCUGGAGCGCGUGCUACUAGUGGGUGUUGCUAUGGUGACCAAUGAGCUAAGGCGGGGCUUUACCUAG